UUACAACUCAAUGCCCAGUAUGAGUAGUGCACCAAGACAUUUGAAAAAACGUAGGCAUAGCAAAGCUUGUGCAAGGUGUCGCAAAAGGAAAAUACGAUGCGAUUUCCAGUACCCAACUUGCGGAGAAUGCUCCAUAGCGAAAGAACAUGCUUGGGAUUUGAUUCCAUUCACAAGACCGAGAAACCGCGAAGUAUUGUUUCGUACCUCGAGGAGCAGGUGGCUCGUUUGGAAAUUGAGCUCCGCCAGAUCAAGACCCAAAGCACUGACAUCUCGGAUCUGGUAAACGUGACAGUGGAGAGAUUGACUACCUCCGUUGCGGUAGCCACUCUUGAGCCAGCAGGGAAAUUGCGAAAGCAAGAAAACGUCAUUCCACUCACUUCAUCGUAUUUUCUGUCCGCAUCUCCUGUUCCAUAUCUCAACAGCCAAGCCUGGGACAACAAUAAGCUCGAGAGACCGAAAGAGUCUUUGUCAGACGCUAUCACCAUCUCCACAAUUCCUCGUCAUGUGGUUGAGACCAUGUUGAAACACUACUGCGAGAUAUAUCGCCCACAAUAUCCAGCAAUUGAUGAGUCAGAGCUGUACGAAGCCUGUGAGAGGGCUUAUAACAAUGCAAAUCCCUCUGAUUUUGAUAUGUAUUGUGUUCACAUUGCAUUGGCUAUUAGUACUAGCACCCUCAUCGUCAAAGAUGAGAAAAGGGCCACGAUCGCUACACGUGGCCUCUGGGCUACUGCUGUUGCCUAUUUGAGCCAGGUUGGUCUGUCAAAUUCCUGGGAACGACUGAUAUCAUUACAACUUCUUACUCACUACGCGUAUUUGAACCCACAAGAUGUUGAUUGCGGGAGUUGUGCAACUGCAUCUACGAGAUUGUGCUUCAACCUUGGCCUGCAUUGCGAAUUACCUCUCUCGGAUCAGACGAACCAGGAUGUUACGACACUAAACUCUCGAAGGAGACUGUUAUGGAACUCGCAUAGCAUUGAUUCGGCCUUUCACACAGUCACUUGUCGACCUUUCGCUUGGCCACCAGAUGCAUUUUCAGCGAAGAUUCCUGACUACUGCCCACAAACAUCACAUACUGCUCAUGUCUGGUCACUGCGACAAAUCGAGACCGAAAUAACUUUGGUCUUCUAUUAUCCUUCGUUGAUUCGGAACGACGAACUAUCAAAUAUCACCGAUGACGAGUGGUCUACCCGCUGUCAUGAUCGAUUGAGCGAGUGGUAUCGGAUCACUCAUCAAAGUGUCAACCUUUCCGAGAAAAUUGAGUUCAUGAAUUAUUCCUCCAGCUUCAACUUUUGAGACUCAACCGAUCUUCCCCACGCUUCCCGAAUCCGACCAUGGAGAUGCGUAAGAAGGCUCUCAAAGCAUCUAUAGCCCUGAUCAAGGAACUCAGCGUCAUAGAUCGACUCGGCAAGCUUUUCUAUCUAUGGCAUGCAACCUAUUGUCUUGUCGAAGCUGGUAUAUGCUUACUCGUAUCAAUGGU
Molecule: messenger RNA, 1477 nt
Organism: Mollisia scopiformis
Lineage: Eukaryota; Fungi; Ascomycota; Leotiomycetes; Helotiales; Mollisiaceae
Exons: 5
Coding region: 97-1293 (398 amino acids)
Biological process (GO): positive regulation of transcription by RNA polymerase II
Molecular function (GO): sequence-specific DNA binding; DNA-binding transcription factor activity, RNA polymerase II-specific
Source: RefSeq, a predicted model, not a curated record